UCACUUGCCUGAUAGUUCCAGUGUCAGAGGGACACGGCAGUGUGGCCCGCUCCAGGCUCUCCGCCGCUCCAGCCACUGCCACGAGCCCGUCCGCUCCCGCCCCCGGCCCAGCCCCAGCGCCCGCGCCCGUCGCCGCCGCCCGCGGGGAGGAGGAUGGAGAGGCUCUGUGCUGUCAGGGUCCCCGCGCUGCUCCUCUGCCUGGGUUUCCAUCUUCUACAGGCAGUCCUCAGUACAACUGUGAUUCCAUCAUGUAUCCCAGGAGAGUCCAGCGAUAACUGCACAGCUUUAGUUCAGACAGAAGAUGAUCCACGUGUGGCUCAAGUGUCAAUAACAAAGUGUAGCUAUGACAUGAAUGGUUACUGUUUGCAUGGACAGUGCAUCUACCUGGUGGACAUGAGUCAAAACUACUGCAGGUGCGAAGUGGGUUAUACUGGUGUCCGAUGUGAACACUUCUUUUUAACCGUCCACCAACCUUUAAGCAGAGAAUAUGUGGCUUUGACCGUGAUUCUUAUUAUUUUGUUUCUUAUCAUCGUUGUCGGUUCCACAUAUUAUUUCUGCAGAUGGUACAGAAAUCGAAAAAGUAAAGAACCGAAGAAGGAAUAUGAGAGGGUUACCUUAGGGGAUCCAGAGUUGCCGCAAGUCUGAAUUGUGCCGUCAAACUUAUGGGCAGAGAUGAACACUGUGCCCAGUUAAUAUUAAUAUUCCUAUUUUAUUAAUAAUAUUUAUGUUGGGUCAAGUGUUAUGUCAAUAGCAUUGUAUUUUAAUAUACUUGAAAAGUAAUUUUAUUUUUGUUUUAUUUUUGACAGACUAUUUGUUAAUGUAUAAUGUGCAGAAAAUAUUUAAUAUCAAAAGAAAACUGAUAUUUUUAUAACAGGUGAUUUCCUGAGCUAAAUGCUUCAUUGAAAGCUUCAAAGUUAUAUGCCUGUUGCACAGUGCUUAGAAGUAAGCAAUGCCCAGGUCAUAGCUCAAGGAUUGUCAGCAAAUGACAGAUUUCUGUAAGCCUAAAUAUAUAGUCAAAUCAAUUUAGUAAGUAUAUUUUUUUCUACUCCUCAAAUCAAUGGUAAUUGAUUUGACUGUACCAUGGUUUGAUAUGUUAGUUGACACCAUGACGUCGCAUAUCAAAACAAUAAUGCAAUUGGAAUUUGGGAGAAGCAAAUAUAUGUUCUGUGUUAAACACUAGAUGUUUGAAACAAGCUAACCCUGGGGACCCUAUGGUCUCUUCACUCUUGUCUCGACUAAACUCCAUGUCACAGGAGGAGCAGUGGACCGUUCCCUAUGCCAACCCAGUACUCCUACUGGUGCUAGUCACUCAUCUGCCAGAUUCUGUCUAUGUAAAAUAUAUUGAAAAAUAAUUUUAUAUAAUAUUUUAUUUAAGUAGUGGGCAUUUCACAGCUUCACAAUGUUCCUUUUUUUGUAUAUUACAACAUUUAUGUGAGAUAAUUGUUGUUCAUCAGACAAUUAGAAAACAGUCCACACUUGAAGCCUACAUUUGUGCUUCAAUUUAGAAUAUUUCUUUUUAUAGAGGAUUUACUGAAUUCUAACAUUAAUCACAGUCCAAAAU
Molecule: messenger RNA, 1561 nt
Organism: Cebus imitator (Panamanian white-faced capuchin)
Lineage: Eukaryota; Metazoa; Chordata; Mammalia; Primates; Cebidae
Gene: EREG
Product: epiregulin
Exons: 5
Coding region: 154-645 (163 amino acids)
Biological process (GO): positive regulation of mitotic nuclear division; epidermal growth factor receptor signaling pathway; positive regulation of cell population proliferation
Source: RefSeq, a predicted model, not a curated record